This is a messenger RNA of Opisthocomus hoazin, 3455 nucleotides long. Lineage: Eukaryota; Metazoa; Chordata; Aves; Opisthocomiformes; Opisthocomidae. The record is from RefSeq and is a predicted model, not a curated record.
AUGAAGAGUACUGCCAGGCCUUGGAGUGCAGUGGCAAAGCAGGGGAGUCAUGGGGUUGACAGAGGAAAAUCGCUUUCCACCACCUCAACAGGAAUGAAGACAUCCAAGUCCUCGACUUCACUUGCCUUUGAAUCUCGGCUUAGCAAGCUGAAGCGGGCAAGCAGUGACGACAUGCUGACAAAACCAGGGGUGGCAGCAGCUUCCGGAGUCUCUAGACUGAAGAAGACCAUCACAACAGGAGCCAUUUCCGAGCUUGCGGAGAGUCGGCUGAAGCCCAGCACAGGAACAGUUUCAGCUGCAAAGCGCACAGGUAUUCCAGCACCCCGGGAAAUAUCAUCGUCUGUAUCCAGAGAGAGAGCUGUAUUGCGUGGUCAGGCCAAUACUAGGAAAACACAACCCAGCCCCACCUCUUCUGGAACACUGACUCCUACCAAACACGUGCGCCCUUCUAGCAAGUCCAAGCAAGAGAAUGAAACUGGUGACAAGGCUGUUCUGGAAUCUCAGGUUAAAGAACUCCUGGCAGAAGCAAAAACAAAAGAUUCUGAAAUUACCAAACUCCGUUGUGAACUGAAGAAAUGCAAAGAGAAGGGGUCACUUAAUGCUGAAGGAAUGGGUGCUUCCAACCAAAAUUUAGAAACAGUAUCACCUGUUGACAUAGAUCCAUUAAUAUGGACCCUUCAGGAAAAAAACAGGACUUUUCAAAAAGAGCUUGCUAGCCUGGGAGAGGAAAAUCGUGUUUUGAAAGAAAAAUUGCUUUAUUUAGAGAACUCUCCCCUCUCGGACACAACAACCAGCAGUGGAGGUGACAGCAGCCUCCCAACCCCAACUACCCAAGAAUCCAGUUUUGGAAGCCCAUCAAAAAAUAAGUCAAGAAGUGAAGUGGAUGAGCACAGGCAGCGUGUGAAUGGGGGUGCACUGCGCAAUUCAGGUUCUUCCAGCAGUGAUGUAACUAAAGCUUCCUUGUCACCCGAUGCAUCCGAUUUUGAACAUAUAGCAGAUGUACCUUCCAGGCCAACGUCCUCCAACAGCAACCACUUCAAAGGUUCCAAAUGCUCCACUACAGGAAGUUCUCCAAACAAUGUUAGUGACCUUUCUGUUGCAUCGCUUACAGAGAGAAUACAAAAAAUGGAGGAGAAUCACCACAGCACAGCAGAAGAAUUACAAGCCACUUUGCAGGAGCUGUCGGAUCAGCAGCAAAUGGUGCAGGAGCUGACAACAGAAAAUGAGAAGCUAGUGGAAGAGAAAGCUCUCCUGGAAACUUCCUUUCGUCAACAUAGGGAUAAAGCAGAACAGCUGAGCCAAGAAAAUGAGAAGCUAAUGACUCUCCUUCAAGAGCGAUCCAAGAAUGAAGAAAGCAGAGCUCAGGAGGGGAAAGUCCUUGAACUGGAACAGAAAUGUGCAGAAGUUCUUGAAAAAGCACAAUUUGAAAGAGAGAAAUUGCUCAACAUUCAGCAACAGUUAACCAGCAGCCUACGAAGCUUAGAAAGGGAGCAUCAAGAUGCCCAGCAGGUGAUUAAAAGCUUGAGAGAAGAAAAUGAGAAGCUGCUUAAACUUCUAGAAAUGGAACAGCAGAGCAACAGCACAGUGGCAAAAACUCUGGAGGACUGUAAAAUUGCCUUAGAAGGUCUAAAAAUUGAGAAUGGCUCUCUCAAAACUCAGUUAGAGAGUGAGAAACAAAAGGCUGCAGAAAUCAAUGCGAUGGGGUGUACUACUGACAACUCUGAGGUGCAAGAGAUGCUGAAAGUAGCUCAUGCAGAAAAGGACCAGUUAGAAGCAUCUUGCACUGAGCUUAAACAAGAGCUGCUGAAAGCAAACAGUGAACUGAAGCACAUUCAGGGUCUGCUAUCUAAGGCUGAGAGUGAGUGUGGUCAGCUGAAGGAGGUGUGUGACCGGCAGGCUGAGCAACUGAGCAGAACCAGCCAGAAGCUGCAGGAAAAAACAUCAGAGAAUGAAGCAGAUAUAAAAAACCUGAAAGAGACCAUUUUUGAGUUGGAGGACCAGGUGGAACAACAUCGUGCUAUAAAACUUCACAAUAACCAGCUCAUCAGUGACCUAGAAACUAAAGCAAUGAAGCUGGAAGAACAAAAACAAGAUACAGAGAGGCAGCUGAAGGCUCUGACUAAGCAAAUGAAGGAAGAUACAGAAGAGUGGAGGCGUUUUCAAGCUGAUCUGCAGACUGCCGUGGUUGUAGCCAAUGAUAUUAAGUGUGAAGCCCAGCAGGAGCUCCGUGUUGUGAAGAGGAAGCUUCAGGAGGAAGAGGAGAAGAGUGCCAGACUGCAGAAGGAGCUGGAUGAAGUGAAAGGCAGCAACAGGUUGGUUACUUACAAAGGCGAAGUAAUUCCUGUAACUGAAGAGGUAGAAUCUCUAGAGGCAGACACAACCAACCGCUGGCAAGGAGUCUGCAUUAGCAGAGCAUCUCCCACACCGUCCGAAUCUGCAGCCACUGUGAAGUCACUGAUAAAAUCCUUUGACUUAGGAUGCUCAGGUGGCAGUGGACAAAAUAUCACGGUUCACAAGGUCCCCAGGAGCCCUCUAAGUGGAAUUCCAGUGAGGACAGCCCCAGCAGCUGCUGUUUCCCCCAUGCAGAGACAUUCUGUUUAUAAUAAUGCCAAGCCAGCCAGCAAGGGUGUUGCCAGACAUACAGAUCUUUCAGACCUUCCUCUUGCAGAGCUUCUGAAGGGGAGAAAUGAAGAGCUGAAACCAGACCAUUACCUCCGUAAAAGCCCCUCCCUGGAAUCCCUGAGCAAACCCCCUAUGACCUUCAGCAGCAGAAUGCUUACCUCUGCCCCCAGCAGCUUGAAACCCCAAAGCAAACUAAGUGUGGAGAGAAAGGACCCGCUGGCAGCCCUGGCUCGGGAGUAUGGUGGCUCAAAGAGGAAUGCUCUAUUGAAAUGGUGCCAAAAGAAGACUGAAGGUUACCAGAAUAUUGAUAUUACGAACUUUAGCAGCAGCUGGAGUGAUGGGCUGGCCUUCUGCGCUCUCCUGCACACAUAUUUGCCUGCACAUAUUCCUUACCAGGAGCUCAACAGCCAGGAUAAAAAGAGAAAUCUGCUGUUAGCAUUUCAAGCUGCUGAAAGUGUAGGCAUCAAACCCAGCCUGGAACUCAGUGAGAUGAUGUACACAGACCGGCCAGACUGGCAGAGUGUGAUGCAGUACGUCGCCCAGAUUUACAAGUACUUUGAGACCUGAGAUACAGAGCAAGAGGUGGACAGAAGUGGGGUAGAGAACAAAGAAUGCUACAGAUGCACUUGAUCACUUUAAAAAUCCGCUUGCUCCUCUUCUACAACCAACCGAAGCUCUUAGUUCGAAAGAAAGCUCUUCCAUAAUUUUGAUUACAUCUGGGACUGCAACCAAAUAAAUAUCCAUUGUCCAUCUAUACCAGACAAAUUUGUCUGCAAUUUUACUCACACGUGGAAAUUGCAAAGCAUUUUUGAACACGCGUGGGAUAUUUCUGA